AUGGUAAGCAGGAUCUGGAUCUGGAGCUUCUUGUCGGGAUUUUUGCCGCCUGAAUUCGGGCUAGGGUUCGGGAGCUCGAUCUCCUUAGGGUUUUGGUUUGUAAGCUGCUCGCCAUCGGAUCUGAUCCGGAUGGGAGGUCCUCUUUCUGGCCUCCCUCGGUGAAAUGCGCAGGCGAAUUCCGCGAAGCCCAUAUCCAGCCCCGUUCCACAAGAGUGGUACCCGACGCUGGCCUUUUUCAUGCUCGCCGUCGGCCUCGUUGCGACUGCCUCUUUCUUUAUGUAAGGCCAGAAGUUUCCUUUCCUCCGCUGUUUUCUGCAAAUUUAAAUUUACUUUUUAGUCUGAUUUUUAAAUCUACUUGAAUGAUCGCAAGAAAACAAUUGCCGAUCCAUCACAGAGGAUGAAAAUUUCCAAUCAUCGAUGCUAAUAAGGUUCAUAAUUACUAUACAAAGCUUGGGAGGGUUCUCGAGGAAUAGUUUCUUGGAGAAUUUGUAUCAGAUCAAUGAGCUAUAUAAACUUAAUACUUCCAGUUGGUUGGUGUUCGGAAUCAUUUCAUAUUUCUCCGUUUUAAAAAAUAAAUAAAUUAUGCUUGUUCAGUAUAUACACAGCAUAAAAUACAGUGGAACGAACGGGAAAGAUCUUUGUUCCUGGACACCAAUACUUGGGAUUUGGUGGAUGAUGACGAGCAAAUUUAAACAUGGCCAUAUAUUUUUCUGACUAUCUUCUUCUCGGACUAUAUCUAUAUAUGGUCUGCUUUUGCUUUAAAAAUGUGAGAAUGCUGGAGAUCAAUGAUGGAAGCAAAGGCCAUAGCUGAGAAUGCUCAGGCUGGGGAUAGGAGACAUGGUUAUUUCCCAUCAACUAGGCCAAAACUUAAAGUGGGCACACGAGAUUCGGACUGGCUUACCUCUGGUAAUUUUCAAAACAAGACAUCAUCUUUAACGAAAUGACAGUAAAAGUUUUGAAAUUUUUUGCCCUGGGUAAGCAAAACUGCAUAGUUCUCUCUGAGAGGAAGAUGUAAUUUAUGAACAAGAAGGCAUUCUAUUCGACCACGUAAGGUGACUGGCGACUAACCUUUGGUCUUCCAUCUUGAUAACAUAUAGAUUUAACUAAAUAGGACACAGGAAUAUAUGCUUGAGAUCAUAGCUUUGUUGAAUUUUGAAACUUGUGAAUGAAAUUGAUUAUAUAUAUUUGCCACAUGACUUGAUCCAAGAGGCGUGUUGAGGCUACAGAUAUUAGUAGUAAACGAUCAUCAUAUGACUUGUGAUUAGAAAGGAAAAUAUAUGUUCGUUUGUAUUCAGUUUACCGCAUAUACAUUUUUCUGUAUUUCAAUUUCAUGUAUCAUGGUAAUGGUUCACAGUGGCUCCCUUUUCUCGCAAACCUGCUUUUUUCUGUGUAUACUAAAUAGGAUCUUAGGUCAAUUUCAUUUCUAAAAGGAGUUUUUUUUUCUUUCUUUCUUUCUUGGGACCUUUCCCUUUGUUUCCUGAAAUUUCUCCCUUAAAGGAACUUGUCAACUUCAUAACUGAUGUAGCCCUAAGUGCUUCCUAGUGCUGUUUGUUAUCUCGUUGACUAUCUUACGUACCAGAGGGCAAUGAUAUUUAUGCACACGGCAGAUUAUUUCCCUUGUGAUUUUCAGUCCCCUUACCUUGCGUGACUUCUCUUUGGGAUGAACGAAAUCCUCACAGUUUGACAUCGUUUUGACUCAUUGAUCUUUCAUCCCCGAGUUGACCAGACUCAUAUGAGUUGACUCAUGCCGAACCUUACCCGUAAUGAAACUUGGCUGAGUUGACUCAUUGAUCGUUUUUUUUUUUCCUCACAUCGGGCCAGCAUUAUAAUCAAUCUAACCCCUUUUGUUUUCCUUUUCUUUUAUUUUGUUAGCUACGAAGCUACAGUGUCCAAGAAAAACCGCAGCGUGUUGAAAGAGCUUUCGACAGGCGCCGUUGCAUCUGUCUUCUUGGUACGCCAAUCUUCUUGAUUUCCUUUUUAUUUUUUUUUCUCCUCCUUUUUACCUUUUUUUUUUUUUCUGAAAAUAUCUCCACGGCAGGGUUUCGGAUCUCUCUUCUUGCUGCUCUCAGCUGGAGUCUACGUCUGA
This is a messenger RNA of Spirodela intermedia, 2086 nucleotides long. Lineage: Eukaryota; Viridiplantae; Streptophyta; Magnoliopsida; Alismatales; Araceae. The record is from the annotation of a GenBank genome assembly.